Messenger RNA from Candidozyma haemuli, 933 nucleotides. RefSeq lists its product as uncharacterized. The coding region runs from base 1 to 933 and encodes 310 amino acids. Gene Ontology annotation, cellular component: CTDK-1 complex. Gene Ontology annotation, biological process: positive regulation of DNA-templated transcription, elongation; positive regulation of transcription by RNA polymerase I. NCBI's taxonomy places the organism in Eukaryota, Fungi, Ascomycota, Pichiomycetes, Serinales, Metschnikowiaceae. The record is from RefSeq and is a predicted model, not a curated record. The transcript has a single exon.
AUGGAUUCUUUUGAAACAAGUUCACAAUUCGUGCAAAUCCUUCGAGUGCUUGCUCCCAACAUGCAAUCGCUUCUUCGUGCGGCCCAUUUUGCAUUGAAGAAUUCCGAAAGCGAAGACUAUCUAUUCUAUGCUAUCAUGGAUGUCCUAGACGACCCAAAGGUCGACCUCAAUACCAAGUCUACUAUCUUCCAGUUUAUUGAUGUUUUAAUCCAUGAAUCAUUUUACAUUUCCCAGCAGGCCAAUUCACAUUACAAUUACCCAUAUGUUCACAACCUCAAAACAGCAUUGCCAAAGAUCAUACUCAAGGUCCUUCCGUCUACGAAUAACGCCAAUCUUUUUAAUAUCUUCAACAACAUGAAGAACAUUUCCGAAUCACUCAAUAUCAACUAUGCUGACUUUGAAAAGCAGUACCGUUCCGUGGGUCUUUUACUUCCUCCUGAAGAACAAGAGAAUAUCGAUCAAAAUAUCCCAUAUCCUGAAGUCAAGCUUGACGAUGUUGACGUUGAAGAACAGGACCCUGCUAUUAAGGCUUGGGAUAUCUUGCUCCGAAAGAGAAAGCAAAGUCAGUAUGAAAGACUUCGGUUGUUGAAGCAUGGCCCAGUUCGUGAAGAUACAGUUACUGAAGAUGAGAUUUUCUCUAUAAGACCAUCCAAGGGUGCUGAUCAAGCUAAGAAAGGCAACGAAUUUGUUCUCACGAAGAAGCAAAUUUUAGCUCGUAUGGAAGAUGACAGAGAGACUCACAAGAAGCUGAAAGAAACUCUUUGGGUUGUGAACAGACCUAGUGGAACAAAUGCUGUCACUGAAGACGAGUUCGCAAACUACUACUGGAACAGAGUAGAAAAGAUUUCUGACAAACAAAACCAUGAAUUCUUUACUGCCUUUGACGAGCUCAACAGCUUGGCUGCAGCUAGUUACAAGGACAAGCAAUUUUAA